AUCAAGUCCAAUAGUUGCUAAUGGCGGGUACUCGGCAUGUAUUUAGCUAGGUUUGCGCGUGUUGUGUUUUUGAGUUUCAGAAUCAAGUUCAGUAGUUCUAUCUUCGGUACAGAGAGCCACACUUCCGCCAGUGUUGCGCGGAAUAGUAAUGUUUUAGUGAGACGGAAGAAGUUGUGGUCCCAAGUUACGGUCUCUACCCUUUAGUUGCCCUAUCAACAAAUGUUCAUUAUUUCAUUUAGCGGAAAUGCUUACACUCAAAGAGUUCGCGUUAGUGUGUCUGUCAUUAAUAUGCCCGUUGCAGACCACUUGGGCUUCCAGGCUAAAUAUGCCCAAAGUGUUGCUGCCGCUGGCCAGGGGUACAAGAAUUAACUUCACACUGGAAACCACCGACGGUUGCUACAAAUGGACUUCAACACGACCAGAAGUAGCAAGCGUCCAGCCUUUGGAUGAAGAGAUUGGGCAGGGAUGCUCCAGGAGAGCGCUUCUCCAGGCUCUCUCCACCCAGCCCUCCAGAUUGACCAGCAUCAUUCUGGCUGAAGAUGUUGUGACAGGACAGGUUCUGCGCUGUGAUGCAAUCGUUGACGUCAUCAGUGACAUCCAGAUUGUGUCGACCACCAGGGAGCUCCACCUGGAGGAUUCACCGCUUGCACUUGAAAUUCAUGCACUGGACUCUGAAGGAAACACCUUCAGCACUCUUGCAGGUCUGAUGUUUGACUGGACUUUAGUAAAAGAUGUGGAUGUAAAUGGAUUCUCUGAUUCUUCUAACUCUUUACGGGUUCUGAAGUUUUCUGAGUCGACAUACACACCUCCUGGAUACAUAUCUGAAAUGGAGCGUGUUGGCAAACAGGGCAAUAUCAUUUUGGUGUCGGGCCUGAAAACAGGACAUGCUAAAGUCAAGGCCAAAAUACAAGAACCACUAUAUCAGGAUGUGCAUGCAGCUGAGGUGAAACUACUAAUUUUAGAGAAUAUCUUGCUGAGCCCUGCAUAUGAUGUCUACCUCCUGGCCGGAACCUCAAUCCGAUACCAAGUCCUGAAGAUAAGACAGGGCUCAAUAACAGAGCUCUCAAUGCCUUGUGAUCAGUAUGAGCUGCAUCUUCAAAACAGUGUGGUUGACCCGAGCAGAAACCCAGACAUUGCCGUUGCCCGUCUGGAUCAAAGAACCUCUACAGUUACAGCUCUUCAACUGGGACACAUCAAUGUGGUGCUCGACCAUAAAAGUCUUCGAAUGCAAGGGGUUUUUCGCCUUCCCAACAGCACUCUGUUUGUGGUUGACCCUGGUUACCUCGGUUUUAAAAUUCAUCCAGGAGAUAGUUGGGUUUUGGAAACAGGCCGAGAGUAUGACAUCCUGAUUGAAGUAUUUGAUAAAUCUGGAAACAAAAUGUACCUCUCUCAUAAUAUCCGUAUUGACUCGGUUUUCCCUCUGGAACACUUUGAAAUCCUGCACUCUUCCCUCAAUGGUUCAUUUCAUCAUGUCAGAGCUCUAAAAGAAGGCCUUACCCUUUUUGAUGCUACCUUAAGAGCUGUGGUGGAUGAAAGAGGUGGGGUCUACCCGCUUGUCACCCCAAUCCACAAUGAACAGGAUGUGGAAAUUUAUAAACCCAUAGUUCUUAGUCCCAGUAUUCUCACAUUCCCAUGGCAACCCAAGGUCGGCGCUUAUCAGUACACAAUUAAGGCAACAGGCGGCAGUGGAAAUUUCAGCUGGUCUUCCUCCAACACAGCUGUGGCCACAGUGACUGUCAAGGGUGUGAUGACGACAGUCAGUGACGUCGGCGUUAGUGUUGUUUUUGCUCAUGAUCUGCGCAACCCACUCCACUUUGGACAGAUGAAGGUAUAUGUUGUUGAACCGGUCGCAAUGGACUUCGCUCCCUGCCAAGUGGAAGCCCGGGUGGGCCUGACUCUGGAUCUACCCCUCAGGAUAUUUGGCCUCCUGGAGGAAGAGGGGAUGGAGCGCGUCAUGUUGAGUGACUGUUCCCACUUUGACCUGCAGGUUGAUGAGGAGAGUCCAGGCAUCUUUCAGCAACUGGAAGGUCGAAUGGCUCCAGGCCUGGGGCACUGCAGUGGGGUGAGAGCCAAAGCCCUUGCCCCCGGCUACACCACACUCUUGGUCAGCUACAUCCAUGGCAACGUUCACCUCAAUGCCAAGAUCACUAUUGCAGCCUAUGUUCCCCUCACUGCGAUUGACCCUGUAUCUGUGGCUGUAGUGAGUCUUGGUUCCUCCAAAGACAUGCUGUUUGAGGGUGGCCCUCGGCCAUGGGUUCUGGAGCCCUCAAAAUUCUUCUGCAUGUUGAAAGCAGAGGAUGAAGAAAGUGUGAGCCUUACUCUGACUAGCCCAUCAUCCCAUAAUUACAACCAGCACUGGGUCAGAACAACAUGCAGGGUCCUGGGAGAGCAGCUGCUGGACGUGAGGGUGGGGAACAAAGCCAGUGUGACCAACCCUUUUCCCGCUGUAGAGCUGACAUCUGUAAAGUUUGUUUGCGCUCCCCCGUCCCGCCUCAAUCUGGUCCCAGUGUACGCCGUUCCACCGCUGGACCUGCCAUGCCCCCUGCUGCAGCAGAACAAACAAGUGGUACCCGUUUCAAAUCACCGGAACUCUGUUUUGGACCUUGCAGCUUUUGAUCAACAAGGACGGAAGUUUGACAACUUUAGCUCACUGAACUUGGUGUGGGAAUCAACUAAAGUGUCCCUGGCCAGUAUUGAGCCCAUUUUCCCCAUGAGUCUUCAACUUUUUGAGGAUGAAAACAAACAAAAGAAACUGCAUGGACGUCAGACUGUUGUUGUGCAUCAUCAGUCAGGGAUUGCUGCCGUCACAGUGACAGCGCUGGAUUACCAGCUUUCACAUAUCAAAGCAGCAAAGGUUCACAGUCGACAAGACCCUUUGACGCCCGUCUCAGCAACAUUGGAGCUCAUGUUAGUAGAAGAUGUGAAUGUUUUCCCGGACACCUUGAUCAUAUACAACCACCCAGAUGUGCGGGCUAACUUGGCCUUGCAAGAGGGGUCAGGCCACUUUUUUCUGAAUACCAGUGUUAAAGGCAUUGCAGAUGUGGUAUUUCACAAGGCCCAAAGAACAGCUCAGAUUGCUCCAAUUCACCCGGGGGUGGUGCAAGUGAUGGUUCAUGACCUCUGUUUGGCAUUCCCAGCACCAGUCAAAGCCACAGUGCAUGUUUCUGACAUCCUAGAAGUGAAUGUGAGAGUGGUCGACAAGGUGGAGAUCGGUAAAUCGGUACGAUGUUACGUCAGAGUGUUGGAUGAUAACAAGAGGCCUUUCCCAGCCAGCUAUUUCCAAUUCAUGAAUUUGAAAGUCAACGCAGCCUCUUCAAUAGUUUCAUUAAUACCAGUGGCAGAGUCCACAGAACACGACACUGCUGUUUUCCUCGUGAAAGGUGUUUCUAUUGGCCAGACCAGUUUGUCUGCUGUCAUAGUGGAUACAACUGAGAGAAAGAUUUCAUCUGCUCCUCAACAAAUUGAGGUAUUUCCACCAUUCAAGCUCAUUCCCAGGAAAAUGACUCUACUGAUUGGAGCAAUGAUGCAGAUUACAUCUGAGGGUGGCCCUCAGCCUCAGUCCAAUAUUCUGUUUUCCAUCUCCAAUGAGGAUAUUGCCUCUGUAAACGGCAUCGGUCAUGUCAGGGGUGUGACCAUUGGUAACGUCACUGUGACCGGAAUGGUUCAAGCUGUUGACGCUGAAACGGGAAAGCUGGUUGUUGUGUCUAAGGAUCAAGUAGACGUUGAGGUUGUGCGUUUGACGGCCAUUCGAAUCAGAGCUCCCAUCACGCGACUAAAGACCGGAGCGCAGAUGCCUGUAUAUGUGAUGGGUUUAACCAAUAGUCAAACACCUUUUACUUUCGGUAAUGCUGUGCCUGGCCUCACCUUCCACUGGUCCACCAGCAAGCGGGAUAUCCUAGAUGUCCAGCCAAGACACACUGAGGCUAAUGUGGAGCUCAGCCCCGAGCACAACUUUGGCAUGGGUGUGACUGGACAAACAACAGGCCGGACAGGGCUCAAGGUGGUCCUCAAAGUUGUGGACCCGGUAGUUGGUCAACUUGCUGGUAAUCUUCCAGAGCUCAAAGAUGAGAUUCAAAUCCAGGUCUAUGACAAGCUGCACAUGGUUAAUCCCAAAAUCGAGGCCGGAGAGAUACUGAUUGCUCCAAACUCGGUUCUAAAACUCCAAACUAACAGGGAUGGAAUGGGUGCACUGUCUUACCGGAUGCUGGAUUGCACUGACCACCAGCUUGUUAUCGCGCAAGUUGACAAUAAGGGCUUCCUCUUCUCUGGCUCGCUCACUGGCAUAUCUUCACUGCUGGUCACCUCACAAGAGUCCUUUGGUGUCAAUCAAACUCUCACCAUUGCAGUAAAGGUGGUGCCUGUGUCCUACGUGCGUUUUAGCACCAGUCCAGUGUUGCACACAUUCACUAGAGACAGCCUGAAAGCCCUCCCCUUGGGAAUAGUCCUUACCUUCAUUGUUCAUUUUCAUGCCAGCACUGGAGAGGCCCUGCACAGCUCCAAUAGCCAUCUCACCUUCUCCACUAACAGGGAUGAUCUGGUGCAGAUGUGGUCUGGGCCUGGUAACCACACCUUGACUGUCAGGACGGUCAACGUGGGCCUCACACUGCUGGCAGUGUUUGACAGCGAAAACACUGCGGUGGCAGACUAUAUUCCGCUUCUUGUGGAGCAUGCCAUCGAUCCGCCAGAGGCCCAGAAACUUGUAGUGGGAGAUGUAAUUUGCUUCACUGCGCACCUGGCCAGUCAAGAUGGUGGCCACGGCACUUGGAGCUCCUCAGCCAAUGGUGUGCUCCAGGUGGACCCCAAAACUGGUGCAGCUGUAGCCAGAGACUAUGGGACAGCUACUGUGUACUAUGAGAUAUCUGGUGUUUUAAAAACAUACAGAGAGGUUGUGGUGGAGGCAGCCACAAAGACUGCAGCAAUGGCACAGGCUUCACCUGUCAGAAAUGGCAAGGAAACUAAAGUCCUGCUCACCACCAGAGUUCAAGGAAACAACCUCAUUGGAACCUGUUCCUCUAUCCAGACAGAGGCCAUUGCACAACUGCAGCCAGAAACUUCUGUCACCUGCCACCUCAGUUUUACAAGCGAUGCUGUUGAUUUCCCUGCAAGCAGCGUCUUUAAAUCAUACACAAGCUUUGACCCCAACAUUGGCUUCUACACGUGUUCCAUGACCUUGCAGCCAAUGGCGGACCAGCUGACCAGAGUUCUCAGCAUGUCCAUGACCAACCUGCUGGUGAAGGCUGGCCUGGAGGGCAGUGCCUUCUCUGGGGAACAGGCCAGCGCCAGACUGCCCAUAGAGCCUGGCCUCUACUCGGACCUGACUGAGCUGCUGCUCUCAAACCUGCACUCAUCAGCGGAGCUCACAGUUUUCGGUCCAGCUGCUGCGCUAGCAGACAUGGAGGUGGUGUCCAGUUCUCCCAUUAUUGGUAUUGAAGAAAGUGAGGUGCACAGCGGCUUCACUAGUUUCUCAAAGUACACCGUCAGUGCUGUGAACCUCCAAGCAGCUGGCUCUGCCUCCAUUACUAUCAGUAGUGCCUCCUUGGGUCAGAGUCUCAUCAUCCCGGUCACUUUGAUACAUGUGACUGAUCCCAGUGUUAACGUGCAAGCAGCUGCUGCAACACUUGUUAACAUGGAGGGGGGCCUCCCACUACCCGACUUUAAAAACUGUUACCAGAUGAUGCUGUUCACCCUGUUCGCCCUGCUUGCCGGUACAGCGAUCGUCAUCAUCGUUCUCCACACAGUGUUCUCUCCCAAGCAACAAACAUACCCCCCUUCUUUCAUCCAGAGGACGCCGCCUCCUAUCACUGCCCUAGACUCUCCAGUAAAGAACUCCUUCAACCACUCCAUACCUUCGGGGGAUUCAAACAGCAGCCCCCGAUUACGUCUCUAUUCUCUGGACUACAUGUCCUGACGAAGCCCUCAUUAGGGUCCCUCCUCUCCCACACCAUCACUGAAUGUGCCUCAUCCCCCUCGGGAUGAACGCUGUGGGCUGCGAGUGCAAAAUCACUGCAUUUACAUUUUUGGUACAAGACUGUUUUUUUUGUUGUUGUUUUUUUUUUUUUUUAAACAAAUAUUUUUUGUCCUUUCCUGUCGUGUUGUUGUACAAGACCACUCCAUUGUUAAGUGAACAUGUUUUGUUGCCUGCCUUACAUAACCAUGUUGAUUGUUUGUGAAGCUUUUAUUUCAUAUCACUGUCCAUGUACACUCAGCUGGAACCACAUUUUGUGAACAUAAUUACGAGAGAAACUAUUCUUUUGUUGUAGCUUAAACACAUACUGUAAAACUGUCCACUGAAUACAGUCCCACGUGACGCAUCCUCCAAAUGUGCAUUAUUGGUUAUUUUUAAAUGUAGGAGUUGCCUUUUUAAAGGUUUGAGCCACGUUGCCUGCAGCUUCUGUUUAAUUCAAUAAUGUGAAAUGGUAAAAGAUGUGAAGUGUUUUUCAGUGCAAACGCAUCGAAUGCGACAGCCUUUUUUGUUUGUUUUUUUGGUCUGUGCGAAAAAUGUUAAGUGAAUUAUCUUGAAUUUCUGUUUUUCUGUAAGAGGAAUACUGUAUGCAUCAUUAUUAUGGCUAAACAGCUUCAAACAGUGCUUUUUUCUGGCUUUUGUUGUGUGCUUUUGUAAAUAUGCUCCUGCCUUGGCAAAUAAACGUCAUUAAUUUAAAUUC
Messenger RNA from Dunckerocampus dactyliophorus (ringed pipefish), 6662 nucleotides. RefSeq names its product nucleoporin 210 (gene nup210). NCBI's taxonomy places the organism in Eukaryota, Metazoa, Chordata, Actinopteri, Syngnathiformes, Syngnathidae. The transcript is spliced from 40 exons. Bases 245 to 5908 code for a protein of 1887 amino acids. The record is from RefSeq and is a predicted model, not a curated record. Gene Ontology annotation, cellular component: nuclear pore.